AAGACAGAAUAGUCAACAUAACCUCAAACUUAAAUUCAUUGAAUUUCUUACACGUAAAAAUCGCGUGUAAUAAAUGUAGAAAAUGUAAAAAAUAGCAAAGCCAAUGGAUCCGGAUGUGCAGGAAAGACCCCGAAUUUCAGAGCGAUUUGUGAGUAUCAUUGUAACUGUGCUGAAUGGCGAAAAAUGGGUGGAUUCGUGUAUGGAAUCAAUUCUGCAGCAGGAAGAUGACACUGUGCGGGAGAUUUCAAUUUUUGACGAUUCCAGCACGGAUAAUACAGUCCAGAAGCUUCUGGAAUGGACAUCUAGAUUUAUGGAAAAAUCAAUAAAGCUUCUCAUAACAAAAAAUACAUCCGGAUGCCCCAGAGGUGUGGGAUUCGGAAGGAAUCGAGCCAUUGAAGCAUCUUCUGGGGAAUUUCUCUGCUUCCUGGACAUUGAUGAUGAGAUGCUCCCCUGUAGAUGUUCUAAGCAGUUGGAAAUGGCUAGGAAGCACCCACGUGCUAUCAUUGGAGGAAGAUUCCUGCGAGAUCCUGAGGGAUCCACAGAGAGAUUCACAAGAUGGGCAAAUGAACUGCCUCAGGAGAAGCUUAGGGUACAAAUUUAUACAUCCCACGGGCCAACAGUGGUAAUGCCAACGUGGUUCUUUCACAGAGAUGUCUUCCUGGCUGUUGGAGGAUUUUCAGAAGCAGGUAAAGGUACACCUGAAGAUUCAAUUUUUUUCCUGAAGCACCUGGAUUUGGGAGGGGAAGUCUUCAGACUGGACGACACUGUUCUACGCUACAGAUACCACGAAGGAGCCACAACAUUCUCCAUCAAUUGGGAGACAAUCUGGAAUCUCAGGAUGAAGCAUUUAAUAGAGAAUGUUCUGUGUAAACCUCCCUGGAAUGCAGGAUUCACAAUUUGGAAUGCCGGGAAGCAGGGCAGGCGCUUCUAUCGAGAUCUCCCAGAAAACUUCCGGAAGCUGAUCAGGUGCUUCUGUGACGUAGAUCUGAGGAAAAUUGGUCAUCCCUAUCAACCCUAUGAUCCCGUGACGAGGACCAGUGGCCAGGAAAUCCCUGUAAUUGAUUUCCGGCAAGCUCAACCGCCUAUAGUUGUGUGCAUGAAAAUGGAUCUCACUGAUGGUGCUUUUGAGGAGAACAUCAACAGUUUGAAUCUCACGGAAGGAACUGAUUACAUUUUAUUUUCCUGAUUGUACAAAAAAAAAACAAUUUUAUAUUAAAAAAAAAGAAAUGAAUAAAAAAUUAUCAAAAAAGGUUUAAUUU
Messenger RNA from Lutzomyia longipalpis, 1259 nucleotides. RefSeq names its product UDP-GlcNAc:betaGal beta-1,3-N-acetylglucosaminyltransferase-like protein 1. The transcript has 5 exons. The record is from RefSeq and is a predicted model, not a curated record. The coding region runs from base 104 to 1186 and encodes 360 amino acids. NCBI's taxonomy places the organism in Eukaryota, Metazoa, Arthropoda, Insecta, Diptera, Psychodidae.